Bicyclus anynana (squinting bush brown) is the source of this 1317-nucleotide messenger RNA. RefSeq names its product solute carrier family 22 member 7-like. The transcript is spliced from 7 exons. Lineage: Eukaryota; Metazoa; Arthropoda; Insecta; Lepidoptera; Nymphalidae. The record is from RefSeq and is a predicted model, not a curated record. Bases 1 to 1317 code for a protein of 438 amino acids.
AUGGAUAAUGAUAAAGAAACCAUCGAUGCAAAAGCUAUAGACCUAGACGAUGUGUUGACUAACGAAGCAGGAGAGUUUGGCUUGUUCCAGUUGAGGACUACUCUCUUGCUCGCUAUACUUGUCAUAACAUUUGGCACAAUACAGGACUAUGUGUUUUCAACUGCCGCAAUACCUCACAGAUGUCGCAUCCCAGAAUGCGGUGAAGAUGAAAAUUUACUCAAACAUAAUCCCGAGUGGAUAAAAAAUGCGGUUCCAGAAUAUACGACAGGGUUGGCCAGCUGUGAAAGAUAUGCCACUAUUGGCUUGGAACAUAACGGGACCUCAGAUCACUGCCCUGCCAGUCUGUUUGACCAGUCCCUAACAAUUCCUUGCGAGGAUUUGGUAUACGCCAAGGAUAAUACAGUAACAUAUGAGUUUGACCUUGGAUGUGCCGAGUGGCUGAGAGUGUUGGCGGGCACUUUGUACAGCGCCGGGACGUUACUUGCACUCGGCAUUACUGGUGUCAUCUCUGACAACUUUGGCCGGAAGGUAGCCUUGAUGCUCAAUGUGGUCAGUCUAGGUGUAUUUGGUGUGAUGCGAGCUUUCUCCGUGAACUACACCAUGUACCUGAUACUACAGCUCGUGCAGAGCGCUUUGGGCUCCGGAGCUUCUACUACAGCGUAUAUCAUGGCUGCUGAGAUAGUCGGCCCGAAAUACCGUAUUAUUGUAGGAGUUUCUUGUACAGCAAUGUUUGCGACAGGAGAGGCAGUGCUGGGCGCUGUUGCGUGGGCUAUUUCACCUUGGCGAAGAGUGUGUACAACGCCAUUUUGGUGGAUUGCUAUGAUCUUCGGCUACUACGGAAUGUCCAUCAACUCCACCAGUCUCUCUGACACCAUGCACUUGAAUUAUAUUUUGGUGGCGGUCAUCGGGAUUCCUGCCUUUUACGUGUCAGCGUUCGCUUUGGCCAGGAUCGGCAGAAGAGCCACUAUUUCUUCAGACUUCCCAAUUCUGCGCCUACUAGUUUACCUACUCGGUAAGUUCUUCAUCUCACUGGUGGGGACAGCGCUGUACCUGUACACGCUGGAGCUGUACCCGACCGAGUACCGCCACACCUUGCUCGGCUUCUCCUCCAUGCUCGGCCGCGUUGGGGCCAUCCUAGCGCCGUUGACCCCUGCACUUAUGACAUAUUACCACGGCCUUCCGUCGUUGCUGUUCGGAGGCAUGGCCGCCAUCGCUGGUCUGCUGGCGCUCACUCAGCCGGAGACGCUGGGCUGCAAGCUGCCCGACACCUUGGAGGAGGCAGAAGCCAUCGGAACGCCAAGCCUCAAAAUAACUUGA